ACUCAAUCGGUUGAAACUGAAAAGUUAUUUGAUAAAAAAGAAAUAGAAUUCUCUAAAGAACUUUUCUUAAACAUAUCAAUUUAUACCAAAUUCGUAAUUUAUUUUUCCAAAAGAAUAUUUUGUUGAACAAUCAACAGAAAUCGAGAACCCGAGAAAGUAAAAACCAACGUAGAGAGUACAAGAUUUGAUUUUUCGGCUUCUUCCAUCCGAUUUUGAUUCGAUUCCUAUAUUUUUUACAUCAUGGAGUUCGUCUUUGUUUUCACUCGAUUAGAUCCGAUUCAUGGACAAUAUUGUGUGUUGAUGAUCUGAGAAGUAGCUACACGUGAUAUAUAUUCGAGUAUUUUUUCUGCAUAGUUAUACCGUUACUUUGGAUCAACAAGUUCAGUUGCUUAUUGUCUAAAACAAUCAGGUUAAAUGUGAUGGUGAAAACAAAGCAAAAACAGAAUAGUAAUCCUAAUCAUCUUUCUGGCUCUUCAAACUAUGUUAUUGAUUUGGAUAUGCAUGGAGAUGAUAGUUGGGUGGUGGUAAAGAAGCAGAAAAUCACAAUCCUAGUGCCUCCUAUUUCUGUAGUAACAAAAUCCUCAACUCCCGAUGCUGGACAAAGUCAGCUGCAACCAAUUACCCAAAAGGUAUCAAAUUGCCAAACAGGAGCUCUUGAAGAGACACGUAUUGAAGCGCCUGCUAAUGUGCUGCCAUCAUCUUCUGAAAAUGCUAAUCAACAAAGUUCAAAAUCUGCUGCUGCUCAUUGUACUUUGACAAGGAAAGAGCCAUUGAAGCAAGCUGUCACACCCCCAAAUCCAGACAACGCUUUCAAUUCAAGGUCUUAUAAGGUUUUAGGAUUAUCGAACAGCACAAAAUCUAUGAAGCAGCAGCCUAGACAGCUGCAUUGCCCUGGUGGCUUUCUUGCAGGAGGCACAUUGUUAAAUCAAAGACUCAGGGCGCUUAAUCUGGAGAGGAAGCUGCAAAAAGCUGGAGGUUUAAGUAGGUGGUUGGAAUCACUAGGACUGGACCAAUUUGUAGGUAUUUUCAAGAGAAAGAGUAUCACUAAAUUUCACCUGGUAAAUCUAACCAUGAAAAAACUGAAAGAUAUGGGCGCAAAUGCGGUGGGGCCUCGUAGAAAACUGAUACAUGCAAUUGAGUGUGUUUGUCAACCCUAUAGUUCUGAACCUUUUGAUCGGGCUUACAGGAUUUAACCGAUGAUUUUAACUCGUUCUUCAGCUUCCGUGUAAUCAGUUCCAUCCAUCUUGGUGUAUCUUGAAUUGUUGGUUGUACGAAGAGAUGGAUAUAUUGGUUUAGUUCAAAACGUGUCUAUUGACUUUUCAAAGGAUUGAUGGCUAAAAGAGUGUAUUUGCUUCUUCAACAAUCAGGGACUGAAAAGUAGGCAGAGAACUAUGUAAAGCUCCAGCUCUUGGAAGUGAAGAUUGAGAGCAAAUGUUAUCUCAAAUCUGCUGGGUUUUAUAUAGAAUAAGAUCACCAUAUUAUCAACGGUGUUAGCAUGAUGAUGGAGGGAAUUUGGUAUGAUUAUUUCAUCUACUCUCAGUUUAUUUCCCAUUUUGUGAAGUAGGAGAUUGUUCGUUGGUCAUACACAGCAAUGGCUCUAGGAGUUUGAAAUAAUUCCGAGCUAAUUGAGCAAUCAGUAGAGAUAGGUAUACUGGAAAUUCUUGUAGAAAUUUUGUGAUUUCUUUUUCAAAUAGAGGAAAUAUGCGUAAGGAGUCUAAUCUAAAUAUUGGUCUUAAUGUUUAUGUAGGAUCAGUCUUUCAGGUAUGAAGAAAGACGUCAGCCUUUCUUUGGUAGUUGAGUUUGAUGCUCUAGCAUUCUUCAAAGUCUUCAAAAUCUUUAACAACGAUUGCCUGGAUUUAUCUUAGAUGUCAAAUGCUGUUGGAAUAGUCUGAUCUUGCUCCUCUAGUGAUUGUUUUGGGUUUUCUUUUUGUUUACCUCGCCCACUAGGGGAAUGGUUUUAGGUUUCUCUUUUAUAACAGGGCUUGCUAUUGGGUUGCUCAAUAUAUUUAGUUUUUCAUAAAAGACUUCAGCCUUUCUUUGCA
Cucumis melo (muskmelon) is the source of this 2042-nucleotide messenger RNA. RefSeq lists its product as uncharacterized. NCBI's taxonomy places the organism in Eukaryota, Viridiplantae, Streptophyta, Magnoliopsida, Cucurbitales, Cucurbitaceae. Gene Ontology annotation, molecular function: protein binding. The coding region runs from base 420 to 1193 and encodes 257 amino acids. The transcript is spliced from 2 exons. The record is from RefSeq and is a predicted model, not a curated record.